GUGAACACCCACCGAGACAGCGCCCUCACCUUUCUCAGCCAGAGCCUGGAGUACUCCAACAAUUCCCGGGCCUCCCUCCGCAAGUCCUCGGUCCUGCUCAUAGGGUCCCUGGUCCCCUUCAUGGAUAGCAUAAUGACGGAAGAUCGUCUGAAUGAAGUUAAAGCCGCUCUGGAAAACUUGAGACACGACCCGGAAGCAUCGGUGUGCAUCUGUGCGGCCCAAGCCCAGGACAGCAUCCUGACCAGCUGCUGGCGGACCUCCUGGCCAAUGACACAUGCAGACCUGUGGGUGUGCGACCCGGCCGCCACGCACCGCUGGGGCUCCAGCUGCGAGAACCUGCCCACGUCCCACCAGCCACGCUCCUGGAUCAUGCAGGCCCUGGGCUCCUGGACGACGUCCUUGAGGCAGUGAUGUCCCUGAGCCCCAGCCCUCCGCAGGGCAGG
Myotis lucifugus (little brown bat) is the source of this 443-nucleotide messenger RNA. Its product is annotated as maestro heat-like repeat-containing protein family member 7. The transcript has 3 exons. The annotation marks the transcript as partial. Lineage: Eukaryota; Metazoa; Chordata; Mammalia; Chiroptera; Vespertilionidae. The record is from RefSeq and is a predicted model, not a curated record.